AUGGGGAUUCGAUUUAUUUUGCUUGAUUUACUGUUUGUUUUGUAUAUUAGCUGUGCCUUAUGUGAGAGUACUUUAUAUUCCGCAAAGCUAGUGCAUAGGUUUUCAGAUGAAGCAAAGGCGCAUCAUAGCGCUAGGGUUUCAAGAAAUGGAGCAGGAAUUGUCGAUAGGGUUGGAGACGCUGAUGCGUGGCCAAAGCGUCGGAGUUUGGACUAUUAUCGGCGGCUGUUGAGCAGUGAUACACAGCGGCAGAAGCUGAAGCUUAACCCUCAGUUCCAAUUCCUCUACCCUUCCAGAGGCAGCGUUACCUUGCCCCUCGGAAAUGACUUUGGAUGGUUACAUUAUAUGUGGAUUGACAUGGGCACACCAAAAGUUUCUUUUCUUGUUGCAUUGGAUGCUGGAAGUGAUCUAUUCUGGGUUCCCUGCAAUUGUGUACAAUGUGCACCUUUAUCUUCCAGUUACUACAGCAGUCUGGAUAAGGAUCUUAGCGAGUAUAAUCCUUCUGGCUCUAGCACUAGCAAGUCCCUCUCUUGCAGUCAUCCAUUAUGUGAAUUUGGUUUAAAUUGUGAGAAUCCUAAGCAGCAAUGUCCAUACACUGUCAACUAUGCUUCAGAUGAUACAUCUACUUCUGGAGUUCUGGUCGAAGACGUAUUACAUCUUGUAUCGGGUCACACUAACGCAUCCAACAUGUCUGUGCGGGCCCCAGUCGUUAUAGGAUGUGGUAGUAAACAAACUGGUGGUUACCUGAAUGGAGUUGCGCCAGAUGGUCUUAUGGGUCUGGGGCGUGGAGAAAUUUCAGUUCCAAGUCGUUUAGCAAAAGCUGGAUUGAUUCGGAACUCUUUUUCGUUAUGCUUCACUGAAGAUGACUCAGGGAGGCUAUUCUUCGGGGAUCAAGGAGUAGCUGUUGAACAGACUACUUCAUUUUUGUCUUCUGAUGGAAAAAAUUUAACUUACAUUGUUGGAGUGGACUCUUGCUGCAUUGGAAGUUCUUGUCUUGAGCAUACAAACUUUGAAGCGCUGGUUGAUAGUGGGACAUCAUUCACGUUUCUUCCAGGUCAAGUCUAUGAAAGAGUUGUUAAGGAGUUCAAUGGACAAGUAAAUGCGUUGAAAUCAGAUUUUGAAGGAUACCCAUGGCAGUAUUGUUACAAGACCAGUUCUGAAGGGUUACCUAAAAUUCCUUCUGUGACUCUGAAGUUCGCAACGAACAACAGUUUUGUGGUCCAUGAUCCUGUUUUUGUGAUCUACGGUACUCAGGGUGCAGUUGGAUUUUGUUUAGCAGUACAGCCAACUGAUGAAGACAUUGCGACAAUUGGACAGAACUUCAUGACAGGAUAUCGAAUGGUAUUUGAUAGGGAAAAUUUCAAGCUUGGCUGGUCCCGUUCGAAUUGUCAGGAUCUCGGUGAAGGUGGCAGAAUGCCGCUGACUCCAUCAGCUGAUGGCACCUCUCCGAACCCAUUGCCGACAACAGUGCAGCAGAACUCUCCCAAUGCUCAUGCAGUUGGUCCUGCCGUUGCUGGAAAGACACCUUCCAAAUCCUCAGCUACACGCCAGGAGAGCUCAUAUUUUGCUGCGAAGUUUUUCUUUAUUAUGCAUUUGGCGUUGCAUACAUGCUUAUAUAAAUAUGCUCUUUAA
Molecule: messenger RNA, 1629 nt
Organism: Fraxinus pennsylvanica
Lineage: Eukaryota; Viridiplantae; Streptophyta; Magnoliopsida; Lamiales; Oleaceae
Source: the annotation of a GenBank genome assembly